AUGAAAUAAUCUGUAAUAAGAUAACGAAGAGGAUCAUUUGAUUCAUAGAUUUUCUCUUCUUUAUUACAAUCGAAUUUUAUAGUAGGCGAUCAGAAGAAAUUGAUAGACGAUGAAAUAAUCAAUUAUUAAAUAGAUGAUGAGUUUGAGAUGAUAGAAAAAUGUAUAAUCUUUAAUAAAUUAGAACCAAAAAAUAUACCAAUACCUUUGUAUAAUAAUGAUUAAUUACACAAAAUCUCUAAAAACUAAUUCUUGGGAGAGAAUCAAAAGUUACAAUUAGCAGCCACCUUAAUUUAAUAAAGAGGUAUUCCCUACUUAAAGUAAAUUUAUUAAUAUUUUAGACGUAAAGCAAUAUGGAUGACCUUUAUAGAAAAAGGUGAUGCUAAAAUAUACUUCUCUAAAAAACCCCCCUAUUUAGUUGAAGAUUAAAUCAAUAAAGAUGUACCUCGAACUGGUUAUGAUGAUAAAAUGAAUACCAAAAAAUAUAACACCCUUUUAUACCGAAUUCUCUGUGCAUAUGCAAUUUAUAACCCUAAAAUUGGAUAUACCUAAGGGAUGAAUAUUAUUUGUGGAAAGAUAAUUCUAUUAUUAAGUAUAGAUGGAAAUGAUAAAUAAUUGGAAGAGGAUGUUGAAGUCUUUGAAGAUGAAGAAGAAAUGUUUUGGAUGUUUGUUCACUUAAUGAAAUCAAUGCAAGACUUAUUUAUUUAAGAUGUACCAGGGAUCUUAAGAAGAAUUUAAUAGUUGGAAUAAAUGCUACAAAGUAGAUGUAAUGAAAUUAUUGUGCAUUUAUAGUGUAACAAUAUUGUAUUAAUAUAAUCAUUUAUUUUAGGAAAACCUAUGCUAAUGUUUUAGUUAGUAUUAUUUUACUAUGUUAAUGUAAAAACAGGAAAAAAAAUUUGCAAGGUUAAUAUUAGAGAUGUUUCUACUAUAUGGAGAAGCAUUUAUAUAAAAUUUUAUUGUUGGAGUUUUAGAGUUUUAUUAAAUGAAAAUAACAAGAAUGAAUGAAUUAGAAAAACUAAUGCCCUUUUUUAGAGAUACAAUGAUUACAUCUUAUUAUUAGGAAUUGAAAAAAUUAAAAAAAUAGAAUUAAAUUAUCUAACAUUUUUAAUAAUAUCACUAUUUUGAUGUAGAACCUUAUUUUGGUAAUGUUUAACCAAUCAUAUAAAUUGUUUAAAAAUAAGAGAUUCAUUUAAAUCCCAAAAAUAUAUUUAAACUACUGCCUAAAAUUUGGUUUGGAAAAGUUCUUGGUUAAUGA
Messenger RNA from Paramecium octaurelia, 1252 nucleotides. Lineage: Eukaryota; Ciliophora; Oligohymenophorea; Peniculida; Parameciidae. The record is from the annotation of a GenBank genome assembly.